Molecule: messenger RNA, 3649 nt
Organism: Myiozetetes cayanensis
Lineage: Eukaryota; Metazoa; Chordata; Aves; Passeriformes; Tyrannidae
Gene: OSTM1
Product: osteoclastogenesis associated transmembrane protein 1
Exons: 6
Coding region: 1-939 (312 amino acids)
Cellular component (GO): cytosol
Source: RefSeq, a predicted model, not a curated record
AUGGCGCCGCCGCGGUGCCUGCCGCGGGUGCCGCUGCUCGCCCUGGCGCUCGCCCUGCUCGGCCCCGCCGCCGCCGCCGCCGAGGGGGAGCCGCGCUGGGCCCCGGCGCUGCAGGCGGCGGAGGGGCUGGCGGAGGAGCUGUGGGGCGCGGGGCUGCCCGGCGACCUGCCCGAGCUGGAGCCCGAGUGCCGCAGGCUGCUGGCCGCCUUCGCGGAGGGCAGCGCGGCGCUGACGGACUGCCUGGGCCGGCGCGCCCGCCCGGUGCGGCUGUGCCAGGGCUGCCACCAGCACUACCGCCGCCUGCUCGCGCUGUACGGCGGCAUCGCCCGCGCCGUCGGGAAUUCUUCUGAGAGCCACAAUUGUGCCAAAAGCAUCUUGACCUCAGACAGGCUGCAGAUAGUUGUGACCCUUUCGGAGUUCUUUAACGAAACCUGGGAGGCAGCCAACUGUGCAAAUUGUUUAAAGAAUAACAGUGAGGGAUUAUCAAAUUCUACUGAAGAAUUCCUGGAUUUAUUCAAUAAAUCUUUGACAUGUUUUGAACAUAACCUUCAGGGACAAACCGUUUAUCUGUCACCGAAUAACUACACAGAAGUGUGUAAGAACUGCAACGAAACCUACACAAAGUUGAAUGACCUGUAUAACAACUUGCAGAGGAUGAACAGGCAAGGUGGAGAGUCUGGGCACUCGGCACACUUGUGUAUCGACGUGGAAGAUGCAAUGAACAUCACUCGGAAGCUUUGGAGCAGGACUUUCAACUGUUCUUUUCCCUGCAGUGACACAGUCCCAGUGAUUGCAGUUUCGUCCUUUAUUCUCUUCCUACCUAUUGUUUUUUAUCUUAGUAGCUUCCUCCACUCAAAGCAGAAGAAACGGAUACUCAUUUUGCCCAAGCGCAUCCAGUCAAAUGCCAGUCUUGUGAACAUCCAAGAAAAAUACAGCUGAGCUGCAAAACAAAACCUGAGAACUGCUGCUGGUAUACAGUGGGUACAAUUGUGUUGGAAUGAGGCCGGCACAAAAGAGGAGUUAAUUAUGGUUUAGUGUAAUGAUACAGAGCAACACAAGUUAAACAAAAUGCUGUCUGACUUCUAAGCGAGGGUAUUAACAAACAUGACAAGGCAGGGCUGUGUGACACUGUAUGGACUCUGGUUUUGAAAAAUCUUUGGUGGUGUUUUUUUUUCAGUCUCGGGCUGAAGCGGGUGUUUUUCUGUUUCUAAGCUUUUGUAGUUCACAUCAGGAGACCAGCUACACUUUCCUUGCGUGGUGUUUUCCUAUAUUCAUCAUAUUUGUUUCACAAAACCUGAGAUUUUGAAUCCUUUUGAGGUGAUUUUGAAAGACAGACAAAACUUGAAAUAACGUUUGAUGUUCCUGCUUAAAACAUUAUUUCUAAUUUCACAUAAUAGUCAGAAUUAGGAUGGACAGGAAACCUUUAAAAAAGAAAAAGUUCCCAUCUGUCCUAUACCACUGUAAAGUCAAGCUUUAAAAGCAUGGGAUCUGUUAAAAAAAAAAACCAAACAAAACAAAACCAAAAAGGCAUGAAAAAUGAAGAGAAAGUGGUAAUAUGUAGUGUCCAAAACAGCAACAAAAGCAGCACAACUGCUAGUGCUGGACUUGAAUAGUAAUCAUUGAUGGCUACAGUAUUCAGUUAUCUCUGGAACAGGUGGCAUAUUUAGUCUUUUGCACACUUUAACCACUAAAAUAAUUGCUUUUCAAAUGCUAUAUUUUCAGAGGUUUAUUUUACGUGUCUGCUUGGGUAACGAUGUUUCACUGUCUUUAUUGUGCCAUUUCCUUUCCUUUUUAAGUAUAAAAUGUUCUGGGGUUUUUUAAUGUUUUUGUAGAGGAGAAGUGAGGUAAAGUCAAGUCACUGGAGAUGCUGGAUUUCCUGUUCUAGAACUUGCUAUGGCUUAAUACAGAGGUGUUUACAGGAACUUUGUAGGGGAGAAGUUGCCUUUUCUAGAUAACAUUUGUUUUAGCAGUAAGUGAACCAGAGGGUUCUCUAACUUAAAAAGUGUUCUGAAGGACAAUGAAUAUACUGUGCUGGAAAUUAGUGACUUUCAAGAAAUAGUGUAAAAAUAUUAUUCCUGUGAAACAGAUGGAUGUUAACAAAUUUGAGCUUGCAGAAUUCCAAAGCUGAUGGAGAAAUUAGUGCAAUAACUGCAGGAAUGGGUCGUGCUGCUGUCACUCUGUGGGCACAAUUCAGUGGCUGCAGCAAUACUGGCAGUUCAGUUUGUUUAUUGUAUUUCUGAUCUGGGAGAGUGGUGGAAUUGAAAUGACUUACAGCAGUACCUGGGGUUAAUGAAUGUCAGAGUCUUUGCUCCAAUUUUUAAAUGUGUUUUCUCAUCUUGAGAUUAAAAAAUAAUGGCCAUUACAGCUAAAAAAAUUUAAAUUUCUCUUGCAAUCUGUCUGAUGUCUGUCAAAACCCUGCAUGAAAUUGUCUUAUCUAUUUGAUUUGCUUUGGAGCCCAUAAUGUUAAAUUUUUUCUUUACUCUAAGGCUCAAAUAAAUCUAUAACAGUGUAACAAAACAGUCCUAAAGCUCUUCAAAUCAUCGGUUUUCUUGUUUUCUUUUUUUUUUUUUGUUAGGACAUACUGUUUAUUUUUGUUAGGACAUACUGUUUAUUUUGAAGUCAAGUUAACAGUAUAUUUAAUAAUAAGUAAAAUACUGUGUUAGCAAUUGGUCCCACCCACAAUUGCCUUUUUGUGUUUUACCAGUAAGAAGUAUCUGUCUCCUGCUGCUUAACAUGUGAAUUAUGAGAUCAACUUUGUUUUAGGUAGCUUACAACAAUAAUAUAAAACUGUUUCUCUUGCUUAUUCCAUGAAGUUAUCUUCACGUGGCUGGGAGACGCAUGCUGCCUUUAAAUUAAAAAAAGAUUAUUUUUUUAUAUCUAUUAUUCUUAAACUUCAACUUUCUGGGACUUAAUUCAGCUGCCUGCUCUAAUAGCAUUACAUUGAUUUGGGACAUCAUAUGAUUGAGAGCUGUUCAAAGGAAUCUUUCAUUCGUGCAGAUAAAGCCAGUUUGAAUGUGCAGCAUUUCAGAAUGACAGCUUUUAUACUGUAAGCAGUGGCUUUUUGAGCACAUUCAUGUUAAGUAGGUCUGAAAGUCAUUACUUUUGGAUAUGGUGGUUAAGCACUUUAAAAAAAAAAAUCAGCUUUUCUUAUUUUCCUCGCUCCUAAGCCAAACGGAAAUACUCAUGUGACUUUUGUUGUUUCUGAUUUUAAAGCAGCAGCAAAGUUUACACUUGAGAUUUUUAAUAAUACAUCUACUAUUUUCUCCUUUUUUCUUUUUUUUUUCCCUUGCCCCAAACUUUGUACUAUUAACUUUCUUUACACAGUGUUAUAUUUUUGGUAGGAUAUUUCAUACAUGAAUUGAUUGAAUUAUCUUUAUACUCUAUUUGCUAGAGAAAUGUGGAAGCACACAGACUGUGUUGAAAGAGAAAUAGAAUUCUUUUUGCUGCUAGUCUUUCAUCUUGGUUUAUUUUUUGCCUUUUUGGUAUUACAUGUAUUAAGUAGCAUAAACUUUGAAAUACUGAUUGUUUGUAUCUUUUCUGUGCAAAUAAAGAUUUCUUACUGUGGGAUAGCACUUUGAUUCAUAUUUAUACUUACUAGGAAACCUCUAAACAUGGAAAGUCAGCUGUAAUAAAGAUUGUUGAUAUACAA